This is a messenger RNA of Actinia tenebrosa (Australian red waratah sea anemone), 2220 nucleotides long. RefSeq names its product dnaJ homolog subfamily C member 13. Gene Ontology annotation, biological process: receptor-mediated endocytosis; regulation of early endosome to late endosome transport; endosome organization. The record is from RefSeq and is a predicted model, not a curated record. Gene Ontology annotation, cellular component: endosome membrane. NCBI's taxonomy places the organism in Eukaryota, Metazoa, Cnidaria, Anthozoa, Actiniaria, Actiniidae.
UGCACAUGUAUUCACCCUAGAUCCAGGGAGAUACUUCGUUUGGAGCCGAGUUCACGUUUUCUGUCCAUGAGAAGGAGCUAAUCGUGGGUGAGAUCUUUGUACGGAUCUAUAAUGAACAACCAACAUUCCCUCUUGAGGCUCCACAGAAAUUCGUUCUAGAACUGGUCAACUACUUAGGCUCAGACGCACAGUAUUUGCAUUCGUUGAUGGCACUGACCGCCUCAGAGCUUGAUGCUAAAGCCAAUAAAGAACGACUUAGGCAGGCUGUCAUGGCGCUGGAGGCACUAAGGAAUGUCAUCAAGAACAACCCAGACAUUAUCACAAUCAGAGGGAGAAUCUGGACAUCCAAUGGAAACUUCCUGAUGACUUUACAGUGAAGUUCAAUGAAGCAGAAGGCGAGCUCACUAUUGGUGGUGUUUAUUUACGUCUCUUCAUACAACAACCUGCUUGGGUGUUACGUAAUCCUAAAGAAUUUUUACACGCUCUGCUGGAGAAAUUCGUAGAAACAGUCAACAAAACGAGUCCAGAUAGUCAGUACUUGGAGACUAUUACUCAAGCUGUUCUUUGUCUGUUUACCGCCCAGCCAACUUUGGCAGAUCAGAUUCCUGGUCUGGGUCACAUUCCCGCUAUAUUCAAGAGCAUGGGUUCAUCAAACAAUGGAGUACCUAAAUCAGCAGUACAAGUCAUCCAUGUUCUGUCUGAUAAUGAGAUAUGUGUGCGUAGCAUGGCCGCCACCAAUGAUGGUAUCAGUUACAUGAUCAAGGCCAUGGAAUCAAGACCCGAUGUCGCUAAUCUAGUAUGUGAAGCUUUGUACAAGAUGUUUGAGAAGAACCAUACCGAACUGGUAGCACAGGCUGUGAAGUUCGACUUGGUGAAAUAUCUACUCAAUUUACUGGACGGUAAACUAGAAGGAAGUGAGAACCCUGCUGCUACUAAAGCACAGAUAGUCAAGGCGUUGAAGGCCAUGACCAGAGACUUGACACAUGGCGAGGAGGUAAACAAGAUUCUCGAAGCGUCGUCAAUAUGGGCGUCAUACCGGGACCAGAAACACGACCUCUUCAUUUCAGACAGGCCCAUCGCGGGCUAUCUAACAGGGUCUAUGGGAGCCGCUGGUUACCUGACCAUGGGACCUAACAAUCCAUCUAAUAUCACCAGUAAACCACCCCCUGUAGAACACAAGACUACCAACGGCGCCACGUGACGUCACUUGGUUGCCAUAGAAACUAUGACUGGUAAAUCUAAGAGAUAGAGCCUCCUGAAGUCAAUGCAAGUACACACGAUAAAGAUUAGAAAAUAUGAAAUCAAAAUAAGUCACUUGGUUGCCAUAGAAAUCUAGUUGCCAUGGUGAUCGGUUGAAUUUGAUACAUAGAGAUAUGGACCUUUAUCACACGGCAGCUAUGUUUAUUCCCAUGAGAAUGAAAAACUUUGUCUUAUCACACGUAACCUCUUUCUGAAGCGCUUGAAUGCGAGGCUUCUUUCAACAUGGCUACCGCGAGAUAAAGGUCCAUUGUUUUGAAACCCAACAAUUUAUAAGUCAACUGUGGAAAAUGCUACGGUUAGACUAUCAAAUCAAAUUUUUAAGAGAUUUAACAAGCGAUUUGGUUAAUGAACUACUUCGACGAUACGGCGGCCAUUUUGCCAGGGGUCAAAACAAAACAAAGAUGACGGGAAAUAUAUAGAGUUUCGUGUUUUUGCCUUUCUUUUAUGGGUAAAGGUGAUCAAUGUGCCGUCUUAAUUCAUUUUUUGCAUUCUCUUGUGGUGAGAUGUUAAUAGCAAGCGCCGACGUUUUUACUGUAACAUAGCUUUAUUCCCCCCUGAACGUCCCACAACUUCUUGCGAUCCAAGAUGGCCGCCGUAUCAUUGAAGUAGUCCAUUCAACGAAAAGUAUUCCGUCACAGUUUUAAUCCGUUCGAAAUGAAAAUUUAAAAUGUAAAGAAAUUCCUAGAAUUACUCAAAAUCAUACAAAAUAAAAAAACUCCUAUUUCGAAAAAAAUACACUGAAGUGACGUAUUGGUGUUUCCGACUGAGAUAUUUAGAUCAAAGGUUUCUGGGCUAGCACUGGAACCUCCUUUGAAUAGUAAUGUAAACUUUUUAUCAAUCGUUUUGUUUUUGUUCCUAAAUUGCAAUUGACCGUUUUCUCAAGGUUGCGUACGCAUCCAAAUUAAAGGAACUUGACGGGCCACGAUACCAGAACACGAGUAUUAUCAUACAUCGCUAUGG